CUGACCAUGGAUUUUCACGUUUUUGUUUUCCUGAUGGCACUCGCUUCCCUCACUGCUGCAUCUGCGCCGGACUGCCAGGAGCUGGUCAAACCUUAUAUGCCCGAGGACCUCAAACUAGUAACAGGAAAAUGGGUGUACACCAUGGGAGUGGGGGACCCCAUUCCAUACCACCAUGCCCUGGGAUCAUUGAAAAGCUCCUGGAUUGAAUUGUCUCCUACUUCCAGCAGUCAGAUUGUGGCUUUACGAUGGGGAGAUCACUGCUUCCAGCGUUGCGUGUUUGGGGAAGUAAAUGCAACAGUGUCAGGACUUGCCACCACGUUUCGCAAAAACCUGUCCGACCACAAAGGACACCUUCUGCCGACUUGCCCCGACUGCCUGCUGUGGACGGACAGCUUUCGAAAUGGGGACUUUGUUGGCAGAAAUAUCCUCCUUUAUACACGAACAGGAAAAAUAGAUCCCAACGACGUUGAACUCUUUAAGAAACAAGCAGAGUGUCUGAACUUUUCAGAGAGGUUUCACAGCUAUGAUAACAAGACAGAGAUGUGCCCUGACAGCAAAGACACAGAGCAGCAAUAG
Molecule: messenger RNA, 576 nt
Organism: Menidia menidia (Atlantic silverside)
Lineage: Eukaryota; Metazoa; Chordata; Actinopteri; Atheriniformes; Atherinopsidae
Source: the annotation of a GenBank genome assembly